Molecule: messenger RNA, 456 nt
Organism: Colletotrichum chrysophilum
Lineage: Eukaryota; Fungi; Ascomycota; Sordariomycetes; Glomerellales; Glomerellaceae
Exons: 2
Coding region: 1-456 (151 amino acids)
Source: RefSeq, a predicted model, not a curated record
AUGCCGCCCAAGAAAGCCGCCGCCGCUACGCCGCUGGCCGAGGCCGACGCGAAUCGCGUCACGGCGCCAAACAGUGCUGCUGAUGCCGCAAAGCCAGCUCCCAAGUCCCGCAAGCGCAAGUCCGACGCCGUCGAGGCCUCCGACGACGCGCCCGCGCCCAAGAAGGCCACCACCACCAAGAAGAAGAAGGACGACGACCCCCUCCCCGACCUCUCCGGCAUCGCCCUCCCCGGCGACGACGACAUGUCCGUCCCCAUCUAUGACAGCUGCCAGACCGUCCGCACCAAGAUCAACGCACACCUGCGCAAGCCAGGCGUCACCAAGGCGGCCUUCCUGCGCGCCUGCGUGAAAGCCGCGUACGGCGCCGACUCGGAGCACAAGAUCGCGGGCAACCUGCUGACCAACUUCCUGGCCAAGAAGGGCCCCACCGCGGGCAACACGAGCAGCGUCUUCUAG